This is a messenger RNA of Fusarium odoratissimum NRRL 54006, 1619 nucleotides long. RefSeq lists its product as uncharacterized. Gene Ontology annotation, biological process: phospholipid homeostasis. Gene Ontology annotation, molecular function: aminoacyltransferase activity. The coding region runs from base 163 to 1467 and encodes 434 amino acids. NCBI's taxonomy places the organism in Eukaryota, Fungi, Ascomycota, Sordariomycetes, Hypocreales, Nectriaceae. The record is from RefSeq and is a predicted model, not a curated record. The transcript has a single exon.
GCCAGGGCUGACACAGGUGCCGCCCUUGGUGACAUAUAAGUAGGGUAGCUCUGACAGUUAGCUUGUUGUUUAUCCAGAAUUAAGGCAUAAACCCAUACCUGGCAGUUCUCCUGCCAAUAAGCAUUCUUAAUCCCUGAUUAUUUCCAUAUCAACAUCUCAACCAUGGAGAGACACGACAUGCUGUACUCCGACGUAGAGUCCGCAUCAUCGUCAACAUACCAACACUCUCAAACAGACAUCUCUGUUGUAUCAGCAUUAACAGCUCCAUCGACUGUCGUACCCGACGAGGGUAUCAUCUCAAGGACCUAUGACGCCGCCAAGAGCCUAUGGCACAUAGAAUGCCCUCACCAAUUACGAAGAGAGCACCAAAGGAACAGCCCUAACAACACGACCGCAAAGGCGGCAUUCAAACACGAUUACCAAUCCUACGCACAAACCUCUCAUAUGGGGAUCCUUGACCCAGCAUACAAAGUUUUUGUUAGCAAGAAAGGUUAUGGAUCAUUAAUCUACAAGCUUCACGCUAGGACCGUUGUCGUUGCUGGUGAUCCACUAUGCUCAGAGUUCCAUCGCAAAGCACUAUUCAGUGAGCUACGCCGUUACCGCUGGGCUCGCGGUCUAUCACUUGCAUUUGUCGGGAUUAGUGAGGAAUUUGCCAAGUAUGCCCAUCAACAAGGCUGGGCGACAAUGCAUUUUGGCCAUGAAGCCGUUCUCAACCCCCUUACGAACAAGGUUCUUCGAAAGCAGGCAGGCAAACGGAUGAUCGCUCAGAACAAACAGCUUCUCGAUCCAAAGCGUGGAGGUAUAUCAGUGAGCUUCUACAGCCCCGCUGUCAAUGAGACAGAUCCAGAGCUGGAGCGCCAGCUGCAGGAUCUUUACGAUGAUUGGAGGGAAGACCGAAACCGCAAGCAUGGAGACGGCUCACAGGCUUUCGUCACUGUCUACGACCUCUUCUCGCUCACUGAAUCAACAAUCUUCUUAUACACUUCCGACCGCGACGGCAAGAUCAAUGGGCUUGCGACACUACGAGAACUCGGCGCCGAGAGAGGAUAUCACCUCGACCCUUGCAUUGCAUCCCAAGAUGCACCACGGGGUAUUUCAGAUCUUCUUAUUGUUACUGCCAUGGAGCUGCUGAAAGCUUCCGACGUGGGCUACAUGAGUCUUGGCAUCGAGCCCCUCGAUGAGGUUCAGGAGGUUACCGGGUCAUCGAAACUUGUGUCACGGCUCUGGAAAGACGGCUACAACCAAAUGAUUCAGUCGGUGCCUGUGACAGGCAAAGCAGCAUACUUCAAGAAGUUCUGCCCAGACGAGUCGCUCACAUCGAAACUCUUUAUUUGCAUACCCAGCAAAGGCAUCCCGGUUCGAAGAUCAAUCGCGCUACUGCAAUUUGCGAACAUGAACCCCGGGCAGCUAUUUACUCAAAUUCACUUGGGAGAUCGGCACAAGGAAAAGCAAACACCACAAUCAUGAGAUUGUCUACUUUUUACCUUUCUUUUUGUAUAAUACUCUUACUCAUACAUAUUGGGAGCGGGGAUACCAUUCGAUCAUUUAGUUUCUUUUGUCACAUAGAUAGACCAGUUUUAUACAGCGAUCCAUGAUUACAACAUUAAUCUUCCACCAAA